AUGAUAUACAAGCUGCCGCCGUCACAGCCCCUGCUACUGUUGCUUCCCCUGCUACUGUUGCUGCUGCCGGCGAUGUUUGUUGCACCUGAGGCGGGCCUUGCUGCCGGCCAGGGCAGUGAUAUCGGCAGCAGCGACCAGUCGGCGGGAGUUAAAAAGGGAGGAGCCAUGCUUCGCAGCGGUCAGUACACGGCCGUAGUGUGGAAUAAUGUACAGUUAAUAUAUGCACAAUUGGCUGUCCUUUCCGAGCUUCUACCUGUGUUGCAACCCUGGCCAACAUACAGCAGCGAUGAGUUUGUGUUCUGA
Aspergillus novofumigatus IBT 16806 is the source of this 303-nucleotide messenger RNA. RefSeq lists its product as uncharacterized. The transcript is spliced from 3 exons. The coding region runs from base 1 to 303 and encodes 100 amino acids. Lineage: Eukaryota; Fungi; Ascomycota; Eurotiomycetes; Eurotiales; Aspergillaceae. The record is from RefSeq and is a predicted model, not a curated record.